AUGAUGUUUAAAGGACAUCCUUAUCUAAAUAAAAUGAGUUGUUUUAUUAAUCAUCACUAAAAUCCAUAAUUAUUUUAUUUAAUAUCACAGAAAUAUAAGGUCUUCAACUUUUUAGACUUACAAUUACUGGGUUUGGUUCUUAAUGACCCUGCUAUAUAUAACCCUAUUAACAUGCAUGUUUAUGAGAUGAGUAGUACUAAUCAAUAGUAUGCAAAGACCAAAUAUAUUCCUUUAAAAAGCGGUAAUUUGUUUUGUGAAGAUUUUUUCCCUUAAUAAUAUAUAAAUUUGAAAUGUCUGAUUGUUAAUAAGAAUGGUAACCAUGUUAAUUUGAUACGGAAAAACCAAAAUCCCGAUUUUAUAGCGCAUUAAUCAAUUGAUUUUGGACAUAGAUUUCUAAUGGGAUAAAUGAGCGAAGAUGAAGAGUAUUUGAUCACUUGGGAUGAUAAAUCAAAGGAAAUUAAAAUUAGAAAAUAUCAUUAAGAAUGA
Molecule: messenger RNA, 486 nt
Organism: Paramecium octaurelia
Lineage: Eukaryota; Ciliophora; Oligohymenophorea; Peniculida; Parameciidae
Source: the annotation of a GenBank genome assembly